Ectocarpus sp. CCAP 1310/34 is the source of this 4173-nucleotide messenger RNA. NCBI's taxonomy places the organism in Eukaryota, Phaeophyceae, Ectocarpales, Ectocarpaceae. The record is from the annotation of a GenBank genome assembly.
AUGGUGGAGUACUACAGCCCAUCCGGACAACAUGCUCCCGGGUCGACUACUGCUUCAUCAGCUCCGGCGCCUCCAGCGGGCAUUGGCUUCUCCUUCAUCGCCGACAGCACCGCCCCGGCGCAAACCUUCACCAUGACCGUCGACACCGGCGCCUCCAACCACUUCCUUGACAACGAGCUGAUUCCGGCACUGGAACAACGUAUGGUCGAGUACACCAAGAUCGACCCCCCGCUCCUCAUCCACGUCGCCGGACAAGGGCAGCUUCACGGCACCGCCAAAGGAGCUCUCAAGGUCACCGUAACCGACCAAAAUGGCAAUCCGCGCUCCAUCCGCCUCCCGUUCAUCUGCGUUCCGAAGCUGGGGCGUCACCUGUUUUCGGGGGGAACAGCGAGGAAGCAGGGAGUGUCAACAUUUAUUGGAUCGACGUCGUUCCUCGAUACGGGCGUUUUCAAAAUCCCUCUUCGACCGGACGACGCCUGCGAUACGCUUUUUCACUUCGAUUUAGCUAUUGCGCCGGACAGUGUCGCAACGCACCAUGCGUUCUCGACCAUCUCGGGUUUAGAUCUACCGACGGAAAGCGCCAACACCGUGUAUACAUCGGCCUCGGCAUCUUCAGCAUCAUCUACCACUACAGGAGCAGUAGCCGGAGCACGACCGGCAUCAUCAACCGGGACCACCUAUGCAGCGGCUUCAUCAGCAACGGCCUCAGCCAACACUUGGCACCAACGGCUCGGACACCCCAACGUUCAGGUACUUGAACAACUAGCACGCAUCGACGGCAGUGGGGUACAUCUACGCGAUUCUUUUUCGGCGUGCGGCACCUGCAAAAUAAACAAAAGCUCACAGCAGAACCACCCGAAGAUCGCAAACAUGGACGGCAUCACCGAGCGUCUUCAGCUCGUCAGCACCGACCUACUCGGCCCCAUUUCGCCAAGCGCGAUUGGAGGCUACAACUACAUGGCGAAAUUUACCGACCAUGCCACCAGGCUUAAAGCGGUCUACUUCAUCGCCAAGAAAGGCGACGCUCUAUCUUCUCUCGUCAACUACGUCCAAGACGUUGCCAUCCCGCUCGGACUACGGGUGCAGUAUCUACAUUCAGACAACGGGGGAGAGUACGUCAACAGCGACUUCCGCGACUACUGCAGGACAACCGGCAUAAUUCAGCGAUUCAGCUCGCCGCACACGCCGCAACAGAACGGCAUUUCCGAACGAGACGGGCGCACCAUCAUGAAUAUGGCCCGCUGCAUCAUCAACGAGACAAAUCUUCCCAAGCAUUUGUGGGGGGAGAUUGCGGCAACUUCGGUGUUCCUGAUCAACCGUCUACCGCACAAGGCCCUCAAGGGCGACACGCCAUACUUUCGCAUGUUCGGCAAGCAGGCGAACCUUUCCUUUCUGCGCAUCAUCGGCUCGCGCGCCUUCGUUCACAUAGAAGGUCACACUACGAAGCUGCAGGCAAAAGCGUGGGAAGGAGUCUUGGUGGGCUACAACGACGACAGCCCUACAUUCCGCAUAUACAACAGGACAACGGGGCGCAUCACAAGCACAAGAAACGUCACCUUCAUUGAGAAGCCGCCUGCCGUUCUGCCCAUCGUCGAAGACGUAUCAGGAGAGCUGGCGAUCGACCAGGAACCUGGUUCAACGGACAUGGACAUCAUCAACGACGGCAUCACUCUUUUGGAACACGAACCAGAAAACAACAGCCGUACCAACAUUCAGCGACAGCAAGGUGCCAAGAUCAGCUCUCGCCUGCGUUCAUCUGGUCAAGUGCCUCUUCCAGAGCAGGACAGCAGCAACGCAAGGCAAGCCAGGGCCCUUCGGCAACUGAAUUUGGUGAACGAAGAUACUUCCCAGCAAAUGCUGGACUCCUACACCGAGUACAUCGGCGCGGUCGGCCUCGACAAUGUUCUUCCGCCGGCGGCAGUGGAAGUUCCCAACACAUACAAGCAGGCCAUGAACUCACCGCAAUCAACGGAGUGGGAGCAGGCCAUGCUCAAGGAGCUAGCCAGCUUGGACGACCACGACGUCGCCGACCUCAUCCCCGUUUCCUCCGUUCCGGCCGGCUGCUCCGUCAUCGGCACGCGCUGGGUCUACCGAGUGAAGACGGACGGACGUUUCAAGGCACGAGUUGUUGUUCAGGGAUGGGCUCAACAGCAUGGGAUCGACUGCUUCACGACUUUUGCACCUGUAUGCAAAAUCGGCAGCCAACGACUUCUUCUGGCAAUCGCUGCCGCCCAAGGGUGGCCUGUCAUUGCUAUGGACGUGCAGACGGCAUUUCUCAACGGGAAACUGUCGGAAGACGUGUAUACCUAUCAGGCACCAGGGUUCGAGAAAAUUGAAAGCAGCACCGGCAAACCGCUCGUCUGGAAGCUGAAGAAAAGUCUUUAUGGCCUACGUCAGUCUCCAAGCGUGUGGAACCUCACGAUCGACAAGGAUCUCCGUGGCAAAGGCUUCACGCCUACCGCUUCGGACCCGUGCGUCUACACCAAAGGGAGCGGCAACAGCUACAUUAUGCUCACUCUCUUCGUGGACGACAUUCUGCUCACUGUAGCAACCAGAGAGUGUUAUCAAGGCCAAGUGGAUUGUGGAGGGACGUAUGCACCGACUGUAGCGGUUUCUAGCAAUCACUUGUUGGCAGCGAUGGCGUGGGAGCAAAAUCUUUCUCUUCGUCAUUUGGACAUCAAGCAAGCAUUUGUCCAGUCGGAUUUGGAUGAGGAUGUUUUCAUGCGUCUGCCAGAGGGGUGUGGUAGAUUGUCAGGUAUGAUUAACAAGAGUCUGUAUGGCCUUAAGCAGGCAUCAAGGCAAUGGCAUUCACACUUGGCGAGGGGUUUGAUUUGUUUGGGUUUUAUUCAGUGUCUGGCGGAUACGUGUGUGUUUUGGUUGAUCGAGGAGGGAAGAGUGGUAGUGAGUCUGGCAGUACAUGUGGAUGAUAUUUUUUCGAUUGGAGAGGAGGAGAGAUGUGACCAAUUAAAAGACGUCAGUGCUAGCGGCGGACCUUCAGCGGAUCUCAGCCUUCUUCACCUUCUACUUCAUGACCAUCAUGGACUCAUACUGCACAAGCCAGCGGCACCACCGCAGCAGACCAUCAGCAGUCACCAGCAGCCCUGCGCAAACGACCUCAUGUUCGUCCUGGACUCCAAGGUCUUCAACUUUCCUUUAAGAGGAUGGGCUCGCGACGUAGAUUCAGAGUUUGAUUUCGGACUGUCAAGCAGAGUAUACGAUGUGGUAUCAUAGCUAAACUAGGCUUUCAACGAACGUUCCAAACAGGCAGACCUACGGGCGAGACCUUAUAGGCACUAUAGCUGAUUGGUGAUUUUUCCUUGUUUUGCAUUCUAAGCACUAUGUUCUAAACACUGCUUCACAGUAGUAGUAGUUUUAUCUCUGGUAAUUGAGUUUGCUUGCAAGUAAUACAAACACGGCCUCUGCAGCAGUUUAGCCAAACCAAGCACUGCUUCUACGGCAGUAGACUAUAGCCAACGUAAACAUGCACCAAGCUGCAUUAAUUAUUAAGUAUUGGUAUGAACAUGUAUUGUUCUUCUCUUCGUAUCUCCUCUGAGUGUUUAUUGCUUGGUAAAUACGUACAGCAGAAUCUCUCGCUGUUUCAGAAUUGAUUAGCCUACACAGCAGUAUAGCUGCAUCAUUCUUGAAUUGAAUUUAGUGCUGAUCAUUUCUUUGAUUAUCUUUCCUAAAUUCGUACAUGUAAGCGUACAUAUGUUCUUUGAAUGGACUUUCCAUUGCGGGGGAGUGUUGGUAUAUUCAAUGUCAGUCAUUGAUUUUUGUAUUGCUGUAAGCACAGCACGUAGGUAAUCACCGUAAGAGAAUUCGGUAGAUUAUACACAGCUAUGGAGAAUUCUGUAGAUUAUGCACUUAAUCAUAUCAUUUCUAGAUCCGUUCUAGAGGUCGGACUAGCCGCCUAUUUCUAGAAAGCGGGAUGUUGAAAUGACCCGUGUGUGUGCAUCUUUCUGUGAUAGCUUGGAGGCUCGCCCCCUGUGGUGCUCGCCCCCUCUCGAUCACUCUUCUUCUUUUCCUUACCUUUCGGCCAACUAAGAGCCACUUCAAACCAUCAAUCUGGUCUUUACACAAGUGUACUUAACAGUCACACGUGAGCCUCUGCACACUGUUUCUACACAGUGCUUGCCACAUCCAGGGAUACACCCAUCACGAGGUUACAUCCCA